GCGCUAUCCAAACGCAAGUGCAGUUAUGAGUUGAAAACUUACGACUGGCCUUGGCCGCAUCAACCAUCGCGUGGUGUUAUCAGCCGGAUCGCCCCACUUGCUGCAUACAGCGGAGUGGAUAAGUUUCCACUUCGCGAUGUUUUGCAAUGAUCUCGGACCCUCCUUCGGUAUCUCACCGAUAUUCACUCAUCAACCCAGCAGUCAAUCAACCAACCCUAAUUUGAGUCUUCUACAUCAGAUGCUUUCUGUUGACAAAAGUGACGGUUUCAUCACUGGACCAGUUUCCCAAAAGGGGCAUUCGGCUGGUUCCUCUAAACAAAACAGUCAAGGUGUUUUUCCGCUUUGUCCUGGCACCGAUUCAAACCGACUCGAAGCUGCGACAGACCUACAACUCCACGCAACUCCCAAGCUAGAUGGUGAUUGGUGCGAAUCACAAGCUAAUCCUUCCGUUAUGGUUGACUAUGGAGGAGCUUUACCUUCUUUUACGGCUCCACAUUUGUGUCAUGACUGUGGGAAAUCAUUUGUGGAGCGUUGUUUUCUCCUGCGACAUCGCGCAUCCCAUGGUGCGGCAAAACAUGUGUGCCCGAUUUGCAACCGUGCUUUUGUUAGAGAUGACAAGUUGAAACGCCACAUUAGGUGUCUUCAUAGUUCUGAGCGACCGUACAAAUGUGAAGCAUGCCCCAAGGCGUUUGCGCGCAAGGACAAACUUCAAGAACAUGUUCGUCAUCACAAUCGCGAUAUUACCUUUUCUUGUCCCGUCUGUCCGGAAUUAUUUGUUAUGCGAUCCCAUCUCAAUCGGCACUUACGUGGAAUACAUAAAAUCAAGUUACAGUCAAACGGUAAUCAAUCCGUCGUUCAAAAUCUAUCCCAAACCACCACAAACUUUUCACUGAGCACGACAGUUAUUUCAGAAAGCAAGAGUGCCUUCACUCCAGUCAAUAACCGUCUUGCAAUUGGAACGAUAUACAACAACUGUGCUGGAGAUCCCGGGACAAGCACGUUCAUAUCAGCUAUACCGAAUUCCGGUUUGGACGAUCUAUGCCCUAACGUUAUCACCAACGUCGAUUCACAAUGUGUCCCCGUUUGCUCAUCUCCAGCUGUCCCAAAUGUUUCAAAUUUGUCCAUAGAAUAUAACCUGCCCUCUAACGACCGUUUGCAAAACCUUUCAGCUGACGUCAGUUCACAGCAACACCAAGCGUUUGACGCAACUUUCAAAGCGCUACAGUACCCUCCUUGUCCAACCCUUCAAUCAAACUUCUUUCCGCUGUCAGCCUAUGUUUCAGUCGAAACAAAUCAACACCCUCGAUACCCCCAGCUUCUCGGCCAGGGUUCCACUCACGAACACCAACAAAUGUCUCCACCGUCAGCGUGGUCUGCAGCGAUGGCUGCCAGCCUUCUUGCUCCAGUAAACUAUAUGAGUUGGUGGUCUCAGCCUAAUCCGAGCGCCGUACUGCCCAACACUCCUAGUGUACUUAUUAGUAACCUGAGCACUGCAUCCGAAAAUGCUCCAAACGUCUAUGCACAGAGUUCUUGCGCGUCUCGUCUUGUUCAAAUGAAUGCCACGCAAUCACAUUGUUUUAGCCUAGCAUCAGACACACAGUGCACAUCGCAGAGCUCAGAUACGUUGUGGGGACAACGGAACAAACCACACACGAUACCAGCUGUUGCCGCUGCCGCUUCAGCACAAAUGUUCGCUUCCCUUCCACCUUUCGCUCAGGCCAUGUACUAUCGGGCAGCUAGCUGGGCUGCAACACAAAACUCAGAUACUGAAGGCAACCAAUGGCAUGCAAGGCAGUCUAACGCAAGCUCUUUGCAUCCUACAGUCACAGUCGCGGACGACUCUUGAUCAGUUAGUUGUGUUCCACCCAAACUCAGAUUUUUCCCUUCGAAAUAUUUUUCUAUUUCCCAGAUGCAUUUCAGACCAGACACUAGUUUUUUAUGUGACUCGACUUUUCUUUUAAGGUUUUUUUAUUACUUUUACCACCUAGGCGCAAAGUUGUCAAAAUUUUAUUGAACAACCCCAACACAUCCAUACAAAUGGGAUGCUAUUUAGUAGUUCGAUU
Messenger RNA from Opisthorchis viverrini, 2063 nucleotides. RefSeq lists its product as hypothetical. The transcript has 6 exons. Gene Ontology annotation, cellular component: nucleus. Gene Ontology annotation, biological process: DNA repair; regulation of transcription by RNA polymerase II. Gene Ontology annotation, molecular function: RNA polymerase II cis-regulatory region sequence-specific DNA binding; DNA-binding transcription factor activity, RNA polymerase II-specific. NCBI's taxonomy places the organism in Eukaryota, Metazoa, Platyhelminthes, Trematoda, Opisthorchiida, Opisthorchiidae. The record is from RefSeq and is a predicted model, not a curated record. The coding region runs from base 137 to 1846 and encodes 569 amino acids.